AUGGCAUCCGCAACCUCUCUGUCCAAGCUCCCCGUCCCAUUGCGGGAUCUCGUCGCGAAUGCUGCUGUGGACGGCAGCAGUGACUUUGGCAAGUCGGAGAAGGAGAAGGCGGAGGUAACGGGGUGGAUCGAGAAGAUCGCGGAGGGCGAGGUCGCAAAGCCGCAGAACUUGAAGGAUCUAGACGGCCAGCUGACGCCCCGAACGUACCUAGUCAGCAACUACUACACCGCCGCCGAUGCUGCACUGUAUGGUGCUCUUCACCCUGCCUUCUCCCAGUUCCAAGCCCCACAAUACUACUCGUAUCCUUCCCUCACACGCUACUUCAACCACAUUCAAAAUCGGCCACAAGUACGAAAAGCGGCAUCAUCACUCGCACCCGCAUUCUCUCUCGUGGCGUUUGACCUAGAGAACGCACCAAAACCCGAGCGCAAGGCCGAUCCCCCGAAGCAGAAGAAGGAGAAGGCAGCCGUUCCCGCUGACGCCUCCUCCGCACCUGCGGCUAAGGGCAAGAAGGGCAAGGAGGUGGCUGCAGCAGAGGUAGCGCCUGCCGACACUGCUGCUGCGGAGGCUAAGCCGUCGAAGAAGGAGAAGAAGGAGAAAGAGAAGAAACCUGCUGAGGGCCCUGAGGGCGGCAAGAAGAAAGAGAAAGCUGCGGGUGGUGGCGGGAAGGCUGCAGCAGAAGACGCAGGAGAGCCUGUGCCGUCUAUGGUUGACCUGCGUGUGGGUCAUAUCGUUGACAUCAAGAAACAUCCGGAUGCAGAUGGCCUCUAUGUAGAGCAAAUCGACUUCGGAGAGCCUGACGGUCCAAGGACAGUGGUGUCGGGCCUGGUGCACUACAUUCCUAUCGAGCAGAUGCAGGACAAAUACCUUGUUGGAGUCUGCAACCUAAAGCCUGCGAACAUGCGUGGCGUCAAGAGUUUCGCCAUGGUGCUCUGUGCCACGUCGAAAGAAGGCAAGGAGGGCGGAAUCGAGCUCAUCCAGCCACCAGCAAACUCUAAGCCCGGCGAUCGCAUCUACUUUGAGGGACCCGAGUUUGAGAACGCGACACCUCUCUCGCAGUUGAACCCUAAGAAAAAGAUCUUCGAAACCGUUCAGCCUGGUUUCAUUACGUUGGAGUCGAAGGAAGCUGCUUGGGUGAACCCUGCUACGAAGAGCGUCCACCGCAUCCGGACGAAGGAUGGUGUUUGCGUUGCACCUACACUAGUCGGAGCAUCCUUGUCAUAG
Molecule: messenger RNA, 1224 nt
Organism: Fomitopsis serialis
Lineage: Eukaryota; Fungi; Basidiomycota; Agaricomycetes; Polyporales; Fomitopsidaceae
Product: nucleic acid-binding protein
Exons: 9
Coding region: 1-1224 (407 amino acids)
Cellular component (GO): methionyl glutamyl tRNA synthetase complex
Molecular function (GO): tRNA binding
Source: RefSeq, a predicted model, not a curated record